AUGGACUCAAUAUUUUGGGAAUCAAGCAAGAUGCAAAGGCGAAAACAGAGGCAAACUCUUGCUGGGUUCCUUGAUGGCCAAGUUUCCACCAUAAGGCCGCGCUACGACAGUUUACUACCGUAUGGUCACAGGGGAUGGGUUUAUUCUGACGAGAAAACAAUCAACAAGGCCUUGGUGCACGGAAUUGAGACAAUGAUUAGAUUCCAAAGGUGA
Cylindrotheca closterium is the source of this 213-nucleotide messenger RNA. NCBI's taxonomy places the organism in Eukaryota, Bacillariophyta, Bacillariophyceae, Bacillariales, Bacillariaceae. The record is from the annotation of a GenBank genome assembly.